CUGGGUGGAGUGAGGAAAAGGCGAUUGUAAGAAACCAAACAUUCCCGAGAUCCCUAAAAAUUCUAAAAAGAAACCCUAAAUUCUCUACUCCUUCACGCUCCUUGCGUUCCUCACUCGCCUUCUUUGCCUCCCCACUCGCCUUCUUUGCUCUGCUGUUUUCUCUUUUCUCUUUUCUCUGUGUCUCCCUCCCUUUGUCGCUGUCUGGGUGGCCGAGAAAAUGGGCAAAUCCAAAGUCUUAAAAAAUUCCUGAAAUUUCGUGGAUUCUUGCCUUAUGAUACAUAAAGUCUGUAUCUUUUGUGCUUAAUACCCAAUGAAAGUGCUAAUCAUGUAAGUGUUAUCUAUUGGGAGGAUUCUCUAGUUGCUUCCGAGUGUGUUAAUAAGGUACUUUAUAGUGAAUCCAGAUGUGGCUAAGUUGAAGAUGGAUUUGCAAGAGAGCAAUAACAAUCAGAUGAGUGAUGCAAAUAUGGUUGAAUCUCAUAAUAACAACGAAGAUGUAGGAGGAGUUAUUGUUGAUGAUCUCAGAACAGGAGGACAUCUUGGUGCUCUUGAUCUUGAGCCACGGGAUGGUAUUGCCUUCGACACACACGAGGCAGCUUAUACGUUUUACCAAGACUACGCCAAAUCCAUGGGCUUUACUACCUCCAUUAAAAACAGCAGGCGGUCCAAGAAGACUAAAGAUUUCAUCGACGCCAAGUUUGCUUGUUCUAGAUACGGUUCCACCCCCGAGUCUGAGAGUGGUAGUAGCAGUGGUCGAAGGUCGAGUGUGAAGAAAACAGAUUGCAAGGCAAGUAUGCAUGUGAAGAGAAAAUCGGAUGGGAGAUGGAUCAUUCAUGAGUUUAUAAAAGAACAUAACCACGAGCUUCUACCUGCUCUUGCUUAUCAUUUCCGGAUUCAGAGGAACAUCAAGUUAGCUGAGAAGAAUAAUAUCGACAUCUUGCACGCCGUUAGUGAACGGACCAGGAAAAUGUAUGUUGAGAUGUCGAGACAAUCUGGGGGAUAUAAGAACAACAAGGGGCUUCUUCUUCUUCAGACCAGUGAGGUUGAUAAGGGUCGUCGGUGUUUGGCUUUGGAAGAAGGAGAAUCUCAACUACUGCUUGAGUACUUUAAGCGUAUUAAGAAAGAAAACCCCAGAUUCUUUUAUGCCAUAGACUUAAACGAGGAGCAACGUUUAAGAAAUCUGUUUUGGGCUGAUGCUAAGAGCAGAGAUGAUUACGUGAGUUUUAAUGAUGUUGUAUCCUUUGAUACUACUUAUGUCAAGUUUAACGAUAAGUUGCCUCUAGCUUUAUUUAUUGGGGUGAACCAUCAUUCCCAGCCUAUGCUGCUUGGCUGUGGAUUGGUUGCUGAUGAGUCUACGGAGACAUUUGCGUGGCUGAUAAAAACAUGGCUUCGAGCAAUGGGUGCUCGAGCUCCUAAAGUUAUACUCACUGACCAAGAUAAACUCUUGAUGGCUGCGGUUUCGGAGCUGUUACCGAACACUCGCCAUUGCUUUGCGUUGUGGCAUGUGUUGGAAAAGCUUCCUGAAUACUUCUCCCAUGUGAUGAAACGGCACGAGAACUUCUUGCGGAAAUUCAAUAAGUGCAUCUUCAGAUCGUGGACGAGUGAUCAGUUCGAUAUGAGAUGGUGGAAAAUGGUGAGCCAGUUUGGACUUGAGAAUGAUGAAUGGCUGCUAUGGUUGCACGAACACCGCCAGAAGUGGGUGCCCACUUUUAUGAGCGAGGUGUUUCUAGCGGGAAUGUCGACAUCUCAGCGUGCAGAAAGUGUCAACUCUUUCUUCGAUAAGUACGUUCAUAAGAAAAUAACGCUGAAAGAGUUCUUGAGGCUGUACGGUGUGAUGCUGCAGAAUAGGUACGAGGAGGAAUCCGUUGCGGAUUUCGAUACUUGCCACAAGCAACCCGCGUUGAAGUCUCCCUCUCCCUGGGAGAAGCAAAUGGCAGCAACUUACACCCACACGAUAUUCAAGAAAUUCCAAGUCGAGGUCUUGGGGGUUGUCGCUUGCCAUCCUAGAAAGGAAAAAGAAGACGAAAACAUGGUGACGUUCAGAGUUCAAGACUGUGAAAAAGACGACGAGUUCCUUGUGACGUGGAGCAAAACUCAGUCAGAACUCUGCUGUUUCUGCUAUAUGUUUGAAUACAAAGGGUUUCUCUGUCGGCAUGCUUUGAUGAUUCUGCAGAUGUGUGGCUUUGCUAGCGUUCCGCCUCGGUAUAUUUUGAAAAGGUGGACAAAAGAUGCCAAGAGUGGAGGAGCAGACCAGAUACAGACCAGAGUUCAGCGGUAUAAUGAUUUGUGUUGUCGAGCCAUUGAAUUGAGCGAGGAAGGUUGUGUCUCAGAAGAAAACUACAACAUAGUAUUGCGCACACUAGUUGAGACCCUGAAAAAUUGUGUCGACCUAAACCAUGCUAGAAACAACUUCGCUGAGUCUAAUAGCCAGCUUAAUAAUGGUGCUCACGAAGAAGAAAACCAUGUAUUGGCCGCUGUAAAAGCAACAAAGAAGAAGACUGUUGUUAGGAAAAGAAAGGGACAACCAGAGGCUAGCCAAAUGCUCGAAUCUCAACCGAGCUUGCAACCAAUGGAAAAUAUAAGUUCAGAGGGAAUGAGUAUGAGUGGUUACUAUGGUCCUCAACAGAACGUUCAAGGAUUGUUAAAUUUAAUGGAGCCACCUCACGAAGGCUACUAUGUAAAUCAACGAACCAUACAAGGCCUGGGACAACUGAACUCCAUAGCACCAGUGCAGGAUAGCUUCUUCACGAACCAGCAAGCCAUGCCAGGGCUGGGUCAAAUGGAUUUCAGGCCUCCUCCCAACUUCGCUUACAAUUUACAGGAUGAGCAUUUGAGAUCUGCCCAGUUGCCUGGUAGUUCAUCAAGACAGCUAUAGAAACUCAACAGAUCUUCCAUUGGACCUGAGUUGCAAUUGACAAGAACAAAUAAAAUCUUUUAGUUUGGUUUAUGUAUAUUAUGUGAUCCCUUAUCAUGUAUGAAUAUUAUAUGGCUGAAAUGUUGUGCAUUUUGGUUUUAUGUCAUUAAAUAGAAGGGCAUCUUUUAA
Messenger RNA from Brassica oleracea var. oleracea, 3040 nucleotides. RefSeq names its product protein FAR-RED IMPAIRED RESPONSE 1. NCBI's taxonomy places the organism in Eukaryota, Viridiplantae, Streptophyta, Magnoliopsida, Brassicales, Brassicaceae. The transcript is spliced from 8 exons. Gene Ontology annotation, biological process: regulation of DNA-templated transcription. Gene Ontology annotation, molecular function: zinc ion binding. The coding region runs from base 419 to 2872 and encodes 817 amino acids. The record is from RefSeq and is a predicted model, not a curated record.